Chlamydomonas reinhardtii is the source of this 1706-nucleotide messenger RNA. RefSeq lists its product as uncharacterized. The transcript is spliced from 7 exons. The coding region runs from base 163 to 1365 and encodes 400 amino acids. Gene Ontology annotation, biological process: endoplasmic reticulum to Golgi vesicle-mediated transport. Gene Ontology annotation, cellular component: COPII-coated ER to Golgi transport vesicle; endoplasmic reticulum-Golgi intermediate compartment; Golgi membrane. Lineage: Eukaryota; Viridiplantae; Chlorophyta; Chlorophyceae; Chlamydomonadales; Chlamydomonadaceae. The record is from RefSeq and is a predicted model, not a curated record.
CAUAUAACAAGUCUCCAGUACAUACAAGCUGACUAUCGCUAUCAGUAACAUUGUAUCCCCCUUGCGUUCAAAUUUGCGCGAUCAUUUAGAGGCGUAGACCGCCUUCGGACGCCUCCACUGCACUAGUGCAAGCCGGAAUUACAUUUCUCUUGCACUAAAAACAUGUACCAGCCCGGCCCGGGCGCCCCGGGCGGGCACGGCGACGGGCAACACCCCCACGCCGGCCAGCAGUUCUACAGCCAGCCCGCAGGCGGUCACCCAAUGCCCGGCCAGCACAUGGCACCACAGGCGCCUCGCAGCGGGCAGCUACCGGGGCCACAUACGUACGCAAUGCCCCCAGGCCCGCCCCCGCCGGGUCCGCCGCCUCCCGGGCCCGCUCCUCCGGGACCAGCGCCCCCGGGCCCAAUGCCCUUCAUACCUGGCGUGCCCGGCGCGCCACAACCGCACACGGCUUACAUGCCGCAGCAGCAGCACCCGCAGCAGCCCCACCAGGUACCGCCGCAGUCGUACGCGCCGCAGCAGGGAUACAACCCUGCCUACGCGCAGCAGCACCAACAGCCCUACAUGCCGCAGCAGCCGGCUCCGGGCCCUGACCCCUCUGCUGGCGCGGCGCCUGCAUUCGGCAUGCCGUUGAAUCCUCUUGGGUUGAUGGCGGCAGGGAACCUGUUCAGCGGCGGUCAGAACUGGGGCGCGCAGCAGUUUGAGCGCAUGCAGCAGCGCGUGGGCGCCUUCACCGGCGGUGCGCUGCAUUUCCACUUCGCCAUCAGCCAGCAGUACGUGCUGUCCAAGCUGCUCAUGCUCAUGGCGCCUUACCUGAAGCGCUGGACCUACACGCGGACGCCGGAGCAGAUGCAGGGCGGCCCCGCCUUCAAGCCGCCCAAGGUGGACGUGAACAGCCCCGACCUGUACGUGCCGUUGUCGGCGCUGUGGACCUACUCGCUGCUGGUGGCGCUGUGCCAGGCCGGCCACGGCAAGUUCAAGCCCGACAACAUGUAUCCGCUGGUGUGGUCCGGCGCCAUGGCCUGGCUGGUGCACCUGCUGGUGGCCAAGGCCGUCCUGCGCGCCAUGGCGCUGCCCGCCUCCGUGCCCUGGGUGGAGCUGGCGGCCUACACCGGCUACACCUUCGUGCCCGUGUGCGUCGCCAUCCUGGCGGGCCAGGCGGCGGGCCGCUGGGCCUACCUGGCGGCGUGGGGCUACGGCAGCCUGUGCUCCGCCAUCUUCCUGGUGCGCACCAUGAAGCGCGUCAUCUUCCAGGAGACGCGCGGCUACGGCCCCGGCCGCGACAUGACGCUGGUCAACUACUUGCUGCUGGGCUUGGCGUUGUUCCAGUUCCCCUUCGCCUUCUACCUGGGAGUGAGGCCGUGACAGGCCUGCGGACACUGCGGCGGCGUGGGCGGUGUGUGAGUCAAGGUGAGGUUGUGGAGGCGGAAACUGGAGUGCCGGUGGAGUGUGGUUGGUGGGUUGAGGGUGGAGGAGGUGAAGGUGGAGGUGGAGAGUUCAGAAGGGGGGGGGUCGCAGCUGCUGGGGGGAUGUGGAAUUGCGAGUGACGCACGUAAGUGCGGGAGGUGCCGAUGGCGCCGCGGAUGGAUGGUCCUCAGGCCGCACAGGUCGCAGAACAUUGCAUUCUCAGACUCUUGCAUUCUCGUGUGAUGUUUAUGGUGUGCGGCCCUUGGACGUUUAAGCUUUCUUUGUAACCCUUCGCGUAG